UUUAACUAUUGUUUUAAUGAUGAGAAAUUAAUAAGAAAGAAAAUACUCCGUAUUAGAUGAGAGAAUAAAAAAAUCAAUGAAAAUUUUCUUUGUUCUCGUUUUUCUAACUUCAUCCACACAUUAGUCACAUGAAAAGAACUCAGAACUUUUUGUGCCAAAAAAAUACUCAACUUUGUGCCAAAAAAAACGCUCAACUUUAUUGAGAGUAUAAAAUUGCAUUCUCCAGUAAAAAAUUUGUUCAGUGGAGGGAUAUAUUCAUAGAUCCUUCGGUUCUCAGUUAAAUUCCAACAGUGACACUCGCCGCCGUUGCUUUUGUUCUCUGUUCUAUUCGCAACUCUGUCCUCAAGAAAAAGCCCAGUUAAAUCGAACUAUCUCCACAUAGAACGAACCAGAAUCAUGUCCCCUGCAAAGUUUCGUCUUUUCUCUGUUUUCUUCAUCUGUUCCGCCAUUAAUGCUCAAGAAAAGGACCUCGACACGCUUUUGAAGUUGAAAGCAGCCAUGGUCGGACGAGGGAGCACCGCUCUGGGGGAUUGGUCCGCCGCCGCCGCCCAUUGCUUCUUCUCCGGCGUUGAAUGCGACGGGGAUUCGCGAGUGGUCUCGCUGAAAAUCUCAAAUGUUCGGCUCUUCGGAACUCUCCCGCCUGAGAUCGGACUUUUGGAUAGGCUUGUCAACCUCACUCUCGUCUCCGACAACCUCACCGGCACACUUCCCUUGGAAUUAGCAAAGCUCUCUUCCCUCAGAUUCAUUAAUCUCUCCGCCAACAGCUUCUCCGGCGAGUUCCCCGGAGAAAUCUUGCUGGGCAUGGUGGAGCUCCGAGUUUUUGACGUUUAUAACAACGACUUCACCGGGAGUCUCCCGGCCGAGUUUGUUAAGCUUAAAAAGUUGGAAACUUUAAAACUUGGAGGCAAUUUCUUCACCGGAGAAAUACCGGAAGCUUACUCCGACAUUCAAAGCUUGAAAUGCUUAGGCUUGCAGGGAAAUUCACUCACAGGGGUGAUACCUCCGAGCCUGGCUAAGCUUCCGAACCUGGAAGAGCUCCGCCUCGGGUACUUCAAUUCAUACGAAGGCGGCAUCCCUCCGGAGCUUGGUUCGAUUGCCACCCUCCAGCUCUUGGAUCUCGGCGGGUGUAACCUCACCGGAGAAAUCCCGCCGGCUCUUGGGAAUUUGAAACAGCUUCAUACUCUGUUUUUGCAGAUGAACCAUCUGUCCGGUCACAUACCGGCGGAGCUGUCAGGCUUGGAGAAUUUGAUGUCCCUCGACCUUUCCGUGAACGAGCUCACCGGAGAAAUCCCGGAGGGUUUUUCUCGACUGAAGAACCUCACGCUGAUAAACCUGUUCAAGAACAAGUUUCACGGCGGCAUUCCACCUUUCAUUGGCGAGUUCCGGAACCUCCAAGUUUUGCAGGUCUGGGGAAACAACUUCACGUUCGAGUUGCCGGAGAAUCUUGGCCGGAACGCUCCCUUGAUGGUCCUGGACGUCACCGCGAACCGGUUCACCGGUCCAAUACCCAGAGACUUGUGUAGAGGAGGAAGUUUGAAGAUAUUGAUUUUAAUGCAGAAUUUCUUCUUCGGUUCCAUUCCAGAAGAGCUUGGAAGCUGCAAAUCCUUGACUAGGAUUCGUAUAAUGAAGAAUUUCCUCAACGGAACAGUGCCUCCCGGACUCUUCACCUUACCCAUUCUCGAUAUGCUCGAGCUCCGGGACAACUACCUUUCCGGUGAACUUCCGACGGAAUUUUCGGCCAAGAACCUCACCAGUGUCUCCCUCUCCAACAACUGGCUCACCGGGAAAAUCCCUCCCUCUCUAGGAAACCUAGAGAAACUGGUCACGCUAUCCCUGGAUUCCAACAGAUUCUCCGGCGAAAUUCCGGCCGAAAUCUCGGGAUUAAAGAAGCUGGUAACGUUGGAUUUUAGCGGAAACCGUCUCACGGGAGAAAUCCCAGCCUCUAUCAUCCAAUGCAAAGAGCUCUAUUCCAUCGAUUUCAGCGGAAACAAUCUAACGGGACAACUCCCAAAUCGAAUUUCCAUGCUAGGCAGCUUGAAUUCUCUAAAUCUGUCAAACAAUCAACUCGGAGGCGAAAUUCCGAGUGAACUCGGGAUGAUGACCAGCUUGACCGUAUUGGAUCUCUCCAAUAAUGACUUCUCCGGCCGAAGGCCCCUUGACGGUCAGUUAAAAUUCUUCGGCGACCAUGUCUUCGCUGGGAAUUCAAGACUUUGUUCUCCCCAUACCUCAGACUGCUCCUCAGCUUCAUCCCAAGAAUCCGGCAAGAACCACCACCGCGCGUCCAAGGUGGUCAUAACCAUGGCAAUCAUCCUGGCCGCCGGUGCGUCCCUGAUGGCUGCCACGUGGAUGGUGACUCAAAAGGGAAGGGCAAACAAGUCCAGAAGAACUUUCAAACUCACUGCAUUCCAGAGGCUGGACUUCAAGGCCAAGGAUGUCCAGGAUUGCCUGAAGGAGGAGAACAUAAUAGGGAAAGGAGGAGCCGGGAUUGUCUACAGAGGUUCCAUGCCGAAUGGGACAGAGAUCGCGAUCAAGAAGAUCGCCAGGCGUGGGGCCAGCCACCACGACCGAGGAUUCAAGGCAGAGGUCGAGACGCUUGGGAGAAUCAGGCAUCGCAACAUUGUCAGAUUGCUUGGGUAUGUCAAGAACAAGGACGCGAAUCUGCUUCUGUACGAGUUCAUGUCGAAUGGGAGCUUAGGGGAGAUGCUGCAUGGGGGGAAAGGUGGCCAUUUGCAGUGGGAGAUGAGGUACAGAAUCGCCGUGGAGGCCGCCAAGGGGCUCUCCUACUUGCACCACGAUUGCUCCCCUCCCAUCAUUCACCGCGACAUCAAGUCCAAUAACAUCCUCCUCGACGCUGAUUAUGAGGCCCACGUUGCUGAUUUUGGUCUGGCUAAGUUCUUGAAAGACGCCGAUGCCUCCUUAGAGUGCAUGUCGUCCGUUGCUGGGUCCUACGGUUACAUCGCACCAGAGUAUGCAUACACUUUGAAAGUGGACCAGAAGAGUGACGUGUACAGCUUUGGAGUUGUGUUGCUAGAGCUGAUAGUGGGGCGCAAGCCGGUGGGGGAGUUUGGGGACGGGGUUGACAUAGUCAGAUGGGUGAGGAUGACAGUUUCGGAGCUCUCUCAACCGUUGGAUUCAGCAGCUGCCGUGCUGGCCGUGGUUGACCCACGGCUCAAAGGCUACCCUUUGCAGGGAGUGGUCCAUCUGUUCAACAUAGCAAUGAUGUGCGUCGAGGAUGAGAGUCGAGCUAGGCCCCCCAUGCGCGAAGUUGUUCACAUGCUAACAAACAAUCUCCCACCUGAGAUGUAAAAAUAACAGAGUAGGCAUUCAACAAUAACAAGCAGUCUAGUCUACUGCUUAGAUAACUUCUUUUAACUGUGAAUUGGUAUGUAUGGCAAUUUUUUCUGCGUUGCUGGGUCAUUCAAUUGUAUAUUCGUUUAUAAAGUAAGUUGCGCUUAUUGGAUCUCGACCGUUCAAUUUUGAUUGGACAACUCGUAUGAAGAAGACAAGCAAGCAUGAGAUCCAAAACUAUGGUGAGGAGUACAUAUAAUGUCAUAUUAAGAGAAUACUGUCCCAAAAAGGGUUAUGCAAAUUGAUAAUGAGAAUAAAGAUUGGUAUUUUGG
Molecule: messenger RNA, 3620 nt
Organism: Cuscuta campestris
Lineage: Eukaryota; Viridiplantae; Streptophyta; Magnoliopsida; Solanales; Convolvulaceae
Source: the annotation of a GenBank genome assembly